AUGUCAGCUAAUCAUAGAGGCUACAGCUCAAACUUCAGAGGUCGGGGAGCAAACCGCGGCCGAUAUGGCUGGCGUCGGGGUCCAUCCAUGCCGCUCGCCUCACCAGCACCAAGCUAUCCCCCCCUUCCACUUGGGCCCGAGAUCGCCUGCAUUGCGGUCGCGAAACUAGCCAAAGACGAUGCCAUACCUGUCGAAAAAGCACGAGUAUCCGAUUGUCAGCUUGUCGCAUCGUACAAUUGGCUCGACAAACCCAAACCUACGAUCAUCAUCCCCGGCUUGCCUCCUCGGUGGAAUCCCCCUUCCGAGCCUCCCCAACUCAAGGAAGAUUCAGGGGUCUUCUACCGAGAUCGUAAUGCCAGUCGCUUGCCUUUGCACCCGAUGGAGCCAGCCAUCGAGUCCAUCCUUCUUACACGGCCAUCUUUCGCCGCCGUCUCGUCGACGCCCAUCGACAUCGUCGCGUGCGGCAGCACCCUGGGCAACCUCCUCCGCUUUACGAGUGGUGAUGAUAAGGCGUUUCGCAUGCUUGUCAACGUCGUGGGUUCCACCGUUCACUUGAUCCGCCGUGAAAAUUCACCCAAAGAGACCAUUGACGGCAUACGUGGGUACGGACAUACGUUUCCUGAUGCGUACACAACCCUGGACCGCGAGGCUCGAGGCUCGGCAUCGCACCAGCGGAUACUGGGCUACUGUUUCGGCGGUCUGCGCUGUCUCGUACGACACGAAGGCGACGGUUACCUGUCCGCGCUCGCAGGCGAAGCCGUAGCCACAAGGGCCGGGCCAGCCAGCCUGGCUGCCGAGGAGUCGACAACAGUCCCCUCAGGGCACUCGCCCGUGGAGGACUUAGCUGCGAGCCUCUCAACAGAAGCCAUCUCACCCGCCAUUCCCGUAGAUGGACCCCUGACCGUCAAACAAGCCGGCCGGGCCAUCCCCCAAAGGGCACUGUUUGAUCUCAAAACUCGUUCCGUCAAGAGCAUCGAUGUGGACCAUCUCGCUAAAGAGCUGCCCCGCCUCUACCUGUCCCAGACGCCGAAUUUCAUCCUUGCACACCACAGGAGUGGUGUCUUCAAGAAGGUGACCAUUUUCGACGUCCGUUCUCGCCUUUCCGAGUGGGAGGCUGCGUCUGCAGAGCCUUUGGGACUCCUUGCCGUGCUGCUGCGUCGGGUGCUCGUCCUCGCCCGCGAGAGACACGAUGGGAGACUCGAGCUCACGCGCGGCGAAGGAGAAACGGCCAUACACGUGAGGGAACAGACGCCUGGGCUGCCGGGCGUGCUGUCCUCUGGUUGCGAGGCGCGAUGGAAGGCCUGGUUGGCCGGCGACGGCGAUGACAGCGGAAUCGAGAAAAAAGACAACGCUCACGGGCCGGAUGAUGAGGGGGUUGAAUUAAGCUGGGUUGAGAAUGACGACGACUUCACUGCAUGCACAGAGAGUUGUGGAUACUGCGGUUAUUGUACCUAUUAG
Messenger RNA from Verticillium nonalfalfae, 1458 nucleotides. RefSeq lists its product as uncharacterized. The record is from RefSeq and is a predicted model, not a curated record. The coding region runs from base 1 to 1458 and encodes 485 amino acids. Lineage: Eukaryota; Fungi; Ascomycota; Sordariomycetes; Glomerellales; Plectosphaerellaceae. The transcript has a single exon.